UAAUGGGCGGGGCUCAGUUUGCACCAAACAGGAGGGUGGGGCUGGUUAGAUUUGUAUCAUGGGAGGCAAAGGCUCCAAGCCUAUUAGAAAGACAGCAGGCGAGCCUCAUCGAGGAGUACUAGUCCACACACUAAAAGAGCACAAAGACCAUGUCCUUUGUGUCCGUUUCUCUCCAGAUGGUCGCUACAUAGCCUCAGGCUCAGCGGACAAAACCUUAGCAAUAUGGGAGACACACAAUAUGAAGCUACUCCAGCACAUUAAAGGACACAAAGCUGAAGUGAACGCCAUCUCUUUCUCCCCAGACAGCACAAUGCUCCUCACCUGCGGUAGGGACAGCAAGGUAGCACUCUGGAACGUGAGGAAAGGAGAUAAGAUCUAUGCAACUCAUCUCUAUCAGUUUGGCCCUUUCAUGAGUUGCUCCUUCUCUCUUGACUCAAGCAAGCUAUUUGCAACCUCCAGCGAGAGAGGAUGUAUUACACUGUGGGAUAUGAGUGAGCAGAAAGUAAAGAAGAGGUUCCUAGAGGGUCAUAGCAAUGAAGUAUUCCAAGUCUCUUUCUCUCCUGACAAUAUCCACCUUGCAUCCUGUGGUAAUGAUAAGAGGAUUAUCCUCUGGAACAGGACCUCUGGGAAAAUUGUAGAGAAAUUGAAAGACAAGUACAGCCCAAUAUUUGCUUUUUGCUAUAACGACAAUGGAACAAUGAUUGCUGCAGUAGUUGAAGGAGAGAGGGUCAAGAUAUGGAGUACUAUCACUAAUGAGAUUGUGUUUGUGCUUGAGGGACAUCACACGUCACCUGUGAGCUCAUGCUCCUUCUCACCCGAUGGAUCCAUGCUAGCUACUGUAUCUGGGGACAAGACAUAUGCACUAUGGGAUGUAUCAGAUCCUCAUGCUCCUCCUGUUUAUCAUGCAAGGGGACACGAGGGCUGGGUGCAGACUGUUGCAUUUUCACCUGAUGGGAUCUAUCUAGCUACAGGAGGGAAUGACCACUUAAUUAAUGUAUGGAUUUGAUAUAAGAAAGAAACUGCAAAACAUCCAAUUUUUUCAGUUAUUUAUUCAUUAUGUUGUUAUUAUUCUUUGUUGCCAUAACAAUUGAUAAUUGCGCAUUUAUGAUGA
Molecule: messenger RNA, 1111 nt
Organism: Amphimedon queenslandica
Lineage: Eukaryota; Metazoa; Porifera; Demospongiae; Haplosclerida; Niphatidae
Product: vegetative incompatibility protein HET-E-1-like
Exons: 2
Coding region: 59-1006 (315 amino acids)
Molecular function (GO): protein binding
Source: RefSeq, a predicted model, not a curated record